This is a messenger RNA of Maniola jurtina (meadow brown), 878 nucleotides long. RefSeq names its product transcription factor MafK (gene maf-S). Lineage: Eukaryota; Metazoa; Arthropoda; Insecta; Lepidoptera; Nymphalidae. Gene Ontology annotation, molecular function: RNA polymerase II cis-regulatory region sequence-specific DNA binding; DNA-binding transcription factor activity, RNA polymerase II-specific. Gene Ontology annotation, cellular component: nucleus. Gene Ontology annotation, biological process: regulation of transcription by RNA polymerase II. The record is from RefSeq and is a predicted model, not a curated record. The transcript is spliced from 4 exons. The coding region runs from base 309 to 722 and encodes 137 amino acids.
AGUCAUUGUAAAAAAAAAAAACCAAAACAUCUCUCGAAAAGCUCAAAAUUCCCGUGUUUUUAUUUACUUUUCCGUGGUUUUCCACAAUUUACAUAUUUUAUUAUAUAAUUCAUCAUAAUUCGUGUAUUCUAUUUUAAAUUCUACAAUAAUCGCAGCAAGAAAAGUUGUAUUGGUACAAGAAUCUUUCAUAUUACGUGGUUAACACUUUGUGCGACUUAUGUGCGACUGUGUUCUACUAGAAACAGUUAUUUAGCCAAAAUAAAUAGAGUAACAGGCGUUCCGUUAGCACUUGAUCGCAAAACAUUAUUAUGCCUCAUGAUUUGAAGAGCCUAGCUGCGAGGAAAGCUCUCAUGGCUCCCUUAUCCCCCACGCCGUGUGCGGAGAUCAGUGAUGAUGAACUGGUCUCCAUCUCCGUGCGGGAUCUCAACCGACAGCUGAAGAUGCGGGGACUCAGCCGAGAUCAGAUUAUCAAAAUGAAGCAGCGUCGACGUACUCUCAAAAAUCGGGGAUACGCCGCCUCGUGUCGCAUCAAACGAAUAGAGCAGAAGGAUGAACUAGAAACAGAAAAAAGUCAAGAAUGGCACGAUAUGGAAGCAAUGCAAGAGGAAAACACGCGCAUCCGCGAAGAGAUCGAAGCGUUGCGAAGCAAAUACGACGCGCUCAAACGCUUCGCUCAUCUCAAGAGCAUUCCACUGCCCGCCGAGCUGGACAUGCUGCCGUGACUUACCUGAUACCUUUGUCCUAUUAAAUUAAGGGUGUAAUCUGGCCAAUUCUAUCUCUAAACUAAAAAAUUGGUUGUCUGUAAAGUCGGUUUACUGACGAUAGUUGAACGUGACAACAAAGGCCGAUUGUGCUUCUUUGUCGCUCGUUCCGCGCUC